ACCAUUAUUCUAUACACCCAGCCCAUAUCCGUCUGGCAUAUGCUAGUUUCUUGUCCCGGCAUGCUUCUCCUUGCUGCAGGUGGUAGCGGACAAAGACGAUGUACUGCUGGGCUGCAAUGGUAUCCAGUAUGGUCGUGGUGAGAAAGUGAGAUUUUCUUCCACGCAUGCCAUAAACAGUCUGAGCCUUCUUGGACUGGCCAAUUCCACUGGAUACAUCUUGGUGACCAAGACCGGAGAAAAUGUAAUGCGUAUGCCAGAGAAGGGAAUGCUGGCGUUGAAGAUUCCAUUCAAGAUCAGAAGAUGCCACUUGGGCUUUCGGGCUCCGAGUUUGGAAGAGGAUGUGGUAACCUACGUUAGAAAUUCCACAAGGGCAAGAAGCAAAGGCAUCAUUUCACGUUAUCACUACACGCGGCAGUCCGGGGCUGAGGUUGAACAGAUUCUGUCCCCGUUGAUGUGCCAAUGUCCCGCCUAUGCAAAGCCCGUGGACCCGGGUGUGCAAUCCUGUAAGGAAGGAAAGAGCAUCAACGUGAAGAGUGGGUAUUGGGCAGGGCCUGCAAACCACCACACCAUCCCUUUCCUGGAGCGACGAGCAACAUUCAAGAACUACACUCUGGAAGAAUUUGAGGUGGAAAAGCAUGGUGACCCGUUUGGGUAUUCGGACCAAGGGACUCCGUUUGGCACGGCAAUCUGUGAUAAUGGACUGUGUAACAGCUCUAGGAAAUGGACCAUGGAGGAAGACCAGGAUCCAUGCAAGAGUGGUAUGGACCGAAAUGGGGUACUGUGCGGCGCUUGCUCCGUUGACACAUACAACAUAGUUGCAUCCGAGGCGUGUUCAUCAUGUGAUGGGGCGACAACCAUGCGCGUAGCCGUGUACGCGUUCUUAAUGUUCCUGGUGACCUUCGUCAUAUUCUGUCUACUUCUCCUGUUGAACGUAGGCUUGAAUCCAACCAUGGACAGCUGGUUGUUCUUCAUGCAGGCAACAUUUUAUCUGUUUCCUGACGAGACCAACCUCAGUGAUGCUUACCUGUCCUUCCUGUCACUCGGUCUCGGCAACAUUUGUCUGACCCCGCCCAUCACUCGCCUCGCAGCCAAGGCGUUGCUACUCGCACAGCCUCUGUUUCUCUACUUCUUCAUCGUCCUGCUGUGGUUCUGCAUCACCUUUCGCCUGUUUAUUGUACACCUGCAGAAGCUACAGCGCCGUCAGGCUCUAGCCUGCGUUGUUUGGUUCAUUGUUGUGCUCUCUUCAUCAAACAUGGCCUAUAUUGCAGUCACGAUUCUGACGUCGGUGAAGCUUUCCAAUGGGAAGAGGGUGGUCCUCGUUGAUGGUGCCGUGGCGUACUUUGAUGACCAGCACAAACCAUUCGGUGUCCUGGCCAUCAUUGUGCUGAUUUGUUUUGUGCUGCCACCACCCGUGAUUCUCACCGUGCCAUAUUUACGUGGCCUGCCAGUGUUCCGACGUUUUGUUGACGCGGCUCUGUCAUCGUACGAAGAUCACGUGCCCUGGUGGGCCGCGUACAACUUACUGCGACGACUGCUCCUCGCUCUCCUCCAGGGUGCGGUGGUGGAUGGGCAGUCAAGACGCGGCUUCAUUGCUCUGGCCAGCAUCAUGCUUCUGACCAUACACGGACUUGUUAGGCCCUUCAAACGCAAGACGAAGCUGUGGAUUUUCUCGGACGUCGACAACAAGUUUGAGCUGAUGCUGCUGAUCGGAUUCUGCUCCCUGUGCAUCCUGCGUCUGUGGGCCGUCCACGAGGAAGUCUUCCCCGGUCACUACACAGCCAGGCCGCAGGAUACGUACAUACCCAUCUGUCUGACCAUCACCGUGAUCUCCUUGCUUCUCGCCAUAACUCGCUUCCUGCUCAGCUGGCUUGCGACCUACAGGCAAACGCAGCGAAAGAAAUUGACCGCUGCUGAUUUUGAAGAGGAUGAGGACGAGAUGAAGCGGCACCUUGCCCGAAUGGGCAGCCAUCCGUCGACGCCAUGUGACAGUGGCUGUGUGAAUGACAGUAGCGGUGUCGCCAACAGUGCAGCUUUGCAGAGAAACAAUUCCAGCGAGCAGGCCCAGCUGGAUCGCUGUAACGUUCCAUGUGGUCUUCGUGAGCCUCUGCUGUUGGAUGCAGUGCUGAAUCCGAAUGGGAAGGACUGGUCGAACAAGAAAAUAUGAAGGCCCAGUGGUGUCAAUGACCCAGUCGUACUAAUUCCGUGUUCUUUGUGCUCUCUCUCUCUCUCUCUCUCUCUCUCUCUCUCUCUCUCUCUACCAAUCCAUAUAAUUAUCUCUCUCUCUGCGGAUGAGUCGGUCUGUCACACCAAUUGUGAAAUUUAGAAGUUUAUAUUCUAAAUUAUUUCUCAUGCCUGUCUGUGAGUGAAGGAUAUGACUGUUGAAAAAACCUUUUUUGGCAACGGGAGUGAUGCUUUAGUUUUUUUCUUUGUGAUUUGUGGCACGUAGUUACGAACUGCUUGCAACUAACUUUUACUUGCCCUACUUCAUUCUCCAUGACGUAUUGGAACUCACGAACUAUCCUUUGAUGCCCAUUUUCUAUUACCAGGAAUACAGCUCUUUUGGCGGGUUCCGUGCACUAUGAUUCCGAAACAGCCGUGUAAUGGAUGAAAGCAUACAUCUGCUUUGCCAAUACUUUCACCCAUGCAUUCCAUAAAAUAUUCUCAAGCUGCAUUUUCACCACUGAAUCAUCUAGGAAAUUAUUGUAUCGACG
This is a messenger RNA of Sycon ciliatum, 2711 nucleotides long. RefSeq lists its product as uncharacterized. The transcript has 7 exons. The record is from RefSeq and is a predicted model, not a curated record. The coding region runs from base 245 to 2164 and encodes 639 amino acids. Lineage: Eukaryota; Metazoa; Porifera; Calcarea; Leucosolenida; Sycettidae.